This is a messenger RNA of Eucalyptus grandis, 1300 nucleotides long. Its product is annotated as CASP-like protein 4A4. The record is from RefSeq and is a predicted model, not a curated record. Lineage: Eukaryota; Viridiplantae; Streptophyta; Magnoliopsida; Myrtales; Myrtaceae.
UCCAUACGACGACUGAUGAGAUUUUAUUAAUCCCAAAUUGUACACGUUCUAGUAUCAAAUGAGUCAGAUGACAGAUGGUCAAGCCAUCCUCUUGUUACUUGCUUAUUGCUUGUCGAUAGCAAGUGUGCCGUUCUUUAUUAGUGCUGUAAUAUAAAAUGAGGAUGGCUGGCCAAUAAAAAAUAGUUGACGUGAAGCAUGUUUCCUCGGGCGUCACCUGCCUCAUCUUCCUGUAAUUGGUGGACGUAAGAGAAAUAUUAUCUCCUCCACGGCAUGCACGGAUGAAACAAGACUAAAAUGACAGACAAAAUAAGGGGUCUAAAAGAGCCAAAUUUUUCUCAGAAGAUGCCGAGAGAUUUUUGCAUGCGACAGAGUUUGAUGGAGCUUGGACUUCUGAAGGCACUUUCUUCGAAGUUUUAAGGAAAUUGUUAGCUGUUACGCUGAGAUGAGGACAGGCUGACGCUAACAUGAAGCUCAUAGUAAGUCAACUCUAUGGUCUAGAGGGCCCCAUCCCCAACAUCUUAGUUGAAGUUUGAGGAACCUUCAUUGCAAGAACGGGGCAGUUGAAAGGAAUCAACCCAUCAAGAGCUCUCUUUGAAGGAUGACAUGGUGAUUGCUUCUCCCUCAAUGGCCGGCACAUCUCCUGCUGCUUUCGCCCAGCACCUCCCGACACCUUCGCCGUUUGCGUUCUCAGUCACCUCUACCCGGUGGAGCGCGCGCCCGAUUGAGCUCUCUUGUCUCUUCCUCCGAUUCAUGGCGCUGCUUCUGUCUUUCGUCUCAGCUCUUGUGCUGACGACCCCGCCAAAGAAGAGAGGUCAAUCUCCUUCCAGCUUCAGCCAGCUUCCUGAAUUGAUGUAUUGCUUCAUGAUAACCGUUGUGGCUUUCGUUUACUCAGCCUUUCAGCUCUUCAAAGGUGUCUGUGAUAUUUCCUAUAGGGGGAUUCUAAUCUCAGACAGGUUUUCAGACUACCUUAGCUUUAUCCUUGAUCAGCUGGUGGCUUACCUUCUCAUUUCGAGUUCUUCAUUGGGGGUACAAGCAAUUCAACAGACGGAAAGGGCAACACCACUCUGGAGAGCAUCUGUUAUAUCCAUUAGCAUGUCUUUUGUAAUCUUCCUGAUUACAGCAACCUGUGCUCUGUUGUCAGGUUACAAGCUUUGUAAGAGAAUUAUUUGGUGAUGCUUUUUGGUAUUUGUGUUGCGUUGGAUGAAACAGAAUAGUCUGCUCGCGGGUGAAUUGAGGUCUGACCUCUUGAAGCAACUCUGUUUUUGGUAGACAAUUAAUUAUAAAGGCAUCUACAACACUA